AUGAUCAGUGUUCUGGGACUGAUAUUUCAGUCGUCCCUAUUUAUAGGGUCAGGAAUAGUGUCUGGAGUGUGGUUUGAUAGGUUUUUUUAUCGCAAAAGUGCCAUUAGCUCUGCUGCUAAUAAUAGUAGUGGCGAAUCAACCAGCACUGUUGUGGUACGUUUGUUGUCAAACACAACAGUGUCAUUGGCUGUGGUAUUAGCUCAACUGGUACUAUGUGAGAUUGGAGGUUGGGUUGCUCCAGAGGCUAGGUUUGUGGUGUGGAAGGUAGCGACGACCGCCCUUCUGGCUUUGGUGGGGCUUGUGAUUCCUUUUGCUGAAAUAGUAAUCUGGACCCGAGGCAGUAGCGGUGGUACUAAAUUGCGAGGCUUUUGGGCCUGUUUAUUGUAUGCUGUUUACUUAUUGCUAUUUGUUGGAGUCGGUCAUUAUAUUCCCAUGGAUACUUCUGGUACGCUCAAACCAUCGAGUUUGGGAGGAGCCAAUACUGCUGCUCAAAGUAACGCCAGCGGUAGGUUCAGCAGUUCAGGCAGCUAUUCACAUAAUGCUAGUAUUUUUGCAGCAGACUUGCAACUUAGCUUCAGUGAGUCUGUAAUUACACGAAUAGUAUUUGUAGGGGUCACAGCUAUGGCUAUCUUGUGCGGGAUCUCGACAGUUUCUGCCCCUUACACCGUCUUUAUUUCUAAACCCAGCCCUGUAAGCCAAGCUGAUAUCGAUAGACUAGAUGGAGCUAUUACCACCACCGGAGCUCUAAUUGAAACAAAGAGGCAUACUAUUCAUACACUUAGGUUAAAACUUUCUCACAGGGUACACACAAGUUCAUCGACUAAUCUGAUGUUGAAAGUAUUGAGUACCUUACGGGUCGGAGCAGGUGACGAGCUGGCAAAUGAAAUCAAGGCGUUGGAUACGGAAAUAGAUUCGCUUCAAUCAAUGAAGUCUGAUCUUGAAAGAGAUUACGCCUCUUUGAAAGCGAAAUAUCAUAAUCAGCAGUAUUCACUUACUUUUCAAGGAAGACUGAAAACGAAACUGUAUUUUGUGUUUGCUGUAUAUUGUUUAUACAGAUUUAUCAACAUUAUGUUAAUUCGGAAUCCGUUUAUCUCUUCUUGGAAUAUAUCGCGACGUAUUUAUGGAUCUUCUUCUGCGUCUGCUUCGAAGGGUGAAUCUGACGCCCUGGUCAUGUCUUUGGCUCAUAUGGUGCAGCUCAUUUCACCACAAUCCGAAAUUGAAGCUCUGUCCCGUCAGAUUGGUUUUGCUGUAUCAGGAUUAUUAUUCCUUGCUUCCAUUUCAAGUGUUGCCACUACUUUUAGUACGCUGUCGAAAGCGCUCCCUUUUCUGAAUUUCAGGAAGCAUUCUAAUCACCAUGGUGCUGGCGCAAACAUCCCUUUGACUGGACUCGUGAUAUCUCAGGUUCUUGCAGUCUAUGUCAUUUCUACCUCGUUGCUCCUAAGAAGCAAUUUGCCUUCCAAAAUGUCCUCUGCAAUAACUUCGGCAUUGAGCUCGCCAUUAAAUGUCUCCUCUGUACAAGAGUGGUCUGACUCAGUAAUUUUUGCCUCUACUUGUGUUAUGUUGGUUGGCCUCUACCUGGCUAACAAGUAUAGAUCGGCCGACGAAGUGUCUCUGUAUGAUGAGGAGGCACUUAUAGAGACUAAGUUCGAUUAG
Molecule: messenger RNA, 1653 nt
Organism: Sugiyamaella lignohabitans
Lineage: Eukaryota; Fungi; Ascomycota; Dipodascomycetes; Dipodascales; Trichomonascaceae
Exons: 1
Coding region: 1-1653 (550 amino acids)
Cellular component (GO): membrane
Source: RefSeq, a predicted model, not a curated record